GAAUGAUUGGACCGGGGAAGUUGCAUUUGGACGGAAGGUGUGUAACACGGAGAAAUUAAAUACUCUAUAUUGGGAAAAGGGGGCCUGCCCUGUUGGCGUUAAAAGGCAGCCACUCUGCGGAACCAACAAGGAACGGAACCAAUUAUUCUCUCUGAAUCAGAUUAGAUCUCGAUUUUUGUGCCUUGUGUGUGAUGGCUUCGAAACGGAUAUUGAAGGAGCUUAAGGAUCUUCAAAAGGAUCCUCCUACCUCUUGCAGCGCCGGGCCUGUUGGAGAGGACAUGUUUCACUGGCAGGCCACAAUUAUGGGUCCCCCAGACAGCCCUUAUACCGGCGGUGUAUUUUUAGUUACUAUACAUUUUCCUCCUGAUUAUCCAUUCAAACCUCCUAAGGUUGCUUUUAGGACAAAAGUUUUCCAUCCAAAUAUUAACAGUAAUGGCAGUAUAUGCCUUGACAUAUUGAAGGAGCAAUGGAGCCCUGCCUUAACUAUUUCCAAGGUUUUGCUUUCAAUUUGCUCACUUCUGACGGACCCAAACCCUGAUGACCCCCUGGUGCCCGAGAUUGCUCACAUGUACAAGACAGACAGGGCCAAAUACGAAUCAACUGCCCGGAGUUGGACCCAGAAGUAUGCCAUGGGUUAAGAUAUUACCUAUGAGGGUCUGAAUCCUUGUAAAAAGAAUUCAUGCGUCUGUUCUCUCUACUCUCCCAAUGAACAAGUAUAGAAUAGCAUUAAACAUUGUCCUCUCCAAGAAAAAGGAGAUGCUUUGAAUAUUUUUGUAUGGAUACUAACAUCUGAAGAAAUCUGGGAAGGGUUAUUUAUCUGGAUUAAAGUUACAGCUUUGAUUUCAAUGGUUUGUGUAAAACUUUGACAGUUUCUGUAUUUAAUUUCCGAUCGUGUUUCUUACUUCAGAUAAACACUCUUAUAACAUGUUUGAGAACUAUUCUUCCA
This is a messenger RNA of Lycium ferocissimum, 946 nucleotides long. Its product is annotated as ubiquitin-conjugating enzyme E2 28. The transcript is spliced from 5 exons. Gene Ontology annotation, biological process: protein polyubiquitination. Gene Ontology annotation, molecular function: ubiquitin conjugating enzyme activity. The record is from RefSeq and is a predicted model, not a curated record. Gene Ontology annotation, cellular component: nucleus. Bases 192 to 638 code for a protein of 148 amino acids. Lineage: Eukaryota; Viridiplantae; Streptophyta; Magnoliopsida; Solanales; Solanaceae.